AUGGACCUCCCCUAUUUACAGCCGCGAACCGCGAAAUCAAAGAGCAACUCGUUGCUUCUGAAAUCAAAGUUCAGAAUUAAGAGGUUCUUCUCCAAGAAGGUCAAAGUCUUUAAAGUCGUUUACUUGCCGGUAUGGAUCAUUUGUUUGGUAGCUGGACUCCUAUUUUACAGCCAAUUGCACCAUAUUUACCCAAAUAACCGUGCCAUCCAUACCAAGGGUCAAAAGAUGCCAGAUUACCUGAGAAAAAAGUAUCUGGAGAAAUUCGAUAAGAAAUAUUCCCCUGUUGAUAAAUCAAAGGUUAGUAAUAGAUGGAUCGGGUCAACCGUUGAUGAGCCAUUCAAAAUUGGGUGUGUUGAACCAGAGAUCUCGCUUACAAAAAAGACUGCCAACGCUUCGCUUGUGGUGUUGGCGAGAAACAAAGAACUCGAUGGAGUUAUCAAAUCUAUGAAUACUUUGGAAAGACAUUUCAAUCAAUGGUUCAAUUACCCAUGGGUGUUCUUAAACGAUGAAGAAUUUUCUGAUGAGUUCAAAAAAACCGUUAAGAAAUAUACCAGGUCAAAGGUAGAGUUUGGGCUAAUUGGUGAUAAUAUCUGGGAUUUCCCAUUGUCGAAAGAAGAAACCGAAGAAAAUGAUAAAUCUGAUAAAAGCAGUAGGUAUUUCAAUUUUUUCGAAUUCUAUGAAUUCAUUGAAAGACAAGGUGAUCGGGGUAUUAUGUAUGGUAAUUUGGAUUCUUAUCAUAAGAUGUGCCGGUUCUAUUCUGGUGGUUUCUAUAGACAUCCAUUGGUUAAACAAUAUGAAUGGUAUUGGAGAGUAGAACCUGAUGUCAAUUUUUACUGUGAUCUAACCUACGAUCCAUUCUUAGAAAUGGAGAAGAAGGGGAAAAAGUAUGGCUUCACGGUUAUUAUCAAGGAAUUAUCUGACACAAUUCCAAAUCUAUUUAGAUACACAAAAUCAUUUAUCAAGGAAAAUCACAUCAAGGUGAAAAGUACAUGGAACUUGUUUGUCACUCCGCUUAAUACAUUUGAUUUCAAAGGUUUCGAUGAUCCUGAAUUGGAAGCGGAAUUGGCCCAUUUGGAGGAAGUCGAUGACUUGAUUUUGGCAUUAGAGAAACAAGUACAAAUAGAACAUAUUGUGAGAAAGCUCAAAAACAAUAAAGAUGGUCAAAAAAGUAGUAAUAACGACGAUCAAAUGCUUUUAAAACAGCUUGUGGACAAGACGCACAAAAGAAGCAUUAGCAGCUCACCUGGUGACGCAUUUGAUGGCGAGAAGUACAAUUACUGUCAUUUUUGGAGUAAUUUUGAAAUCGCUAGGGUCGAUGUAUGGGAUAAUCCUUUAUAUAACGCUUACUUUGACUACUUGGAGCAAUCAGGAGGCUUUUAUAAGGAAAGAUGGGGUGAUGCCCCAGUGCACUCGCUCGGAGCAGGAAUGUUUUUAGAUUUGUCAGAGGUCCAUUAUUUUAGAGAUAUUGGUUAUAAGCAUUCUACCAUUGCCCAUUGUCCACAUAACUCUUUUGAUAACCAAUUAGGAUAUGGUCCAUCUGAAAAUUAUUUCAAGUUUGGUGACGUUAACCGAAUUAGAAGACAGGAUGCCAAGUGGUUAAGUCCCGAUUCCCCUAAAAAGAAUGGUGUUGGUUGCCGAUGCAAAUGUCCAAGAAAACAAAACAAAAUCGAAGACACUGGGGGAUCGUGUAUUGGGGAAUGGAUUCUGGUUACCAAAGAUGCCGAAGCUAAGAAAUUUGAUAAUUCCCAGAGAAAGUACGCCAAGAAGUUGAAUGUGAAGAAAUUGAAAAAUUUGAUUGCUUUCGAUUAUCAAUAUUCCUUGAAAUUGAAAACCAUAAAGGAAAAGUAUAUCAGUAGUGCCCUUAUAGCUUUCAAAGAUCUCAAGAGAUUCGAAGAAGACGAAAAUACGGUUCUUCGGCCGGAUGAAUUUGACUUGAAGUUACUUGAGAUGACUGAAGAUAUGAUCAACCAGAAAAGAUUGGAAGUCCAGGAAGAAGAAAUUAUGAAUAACAUUGUUCAUUGA
Messenger RNA from Saccharomycopsis crataegensis, 2022 nucleotides. Its product is annotated as glycosyltransferase family 15 protein. Gene Ontology annotation, molecular function: alpha-1,2-mannosyltransferase activity. The transcript has a single exon. Bases 1 to 2022 code for a protein of 673 amino acids. Lineage: Eukaryota; Fungi; Ascomycota; Saccharomycetes; Ascoideales; Saccharomycopsidaceae. Gene Ontology annotation, biological process: protein N-linked glycosylation; cell wall mannoprotein biosynthetic process. Gene Ontology annotation, cellular component: membrane; Golgi apparatus. The record is from RefSeq and is a predicted model, not a curated record.